Messenger RNA from Lycium ferocissimum, 438 nucleotides. RefSeq lists its product as uncharacterized. The coding region runs from base 1 to 438 and encodes 145 amino acids. NCBI's taxonomy places the organism in Eukaryota, Viridiplantae, Streptophyta, Magnoliopsida, Solanales, Solanaceae. The record is from RefSeq and is a predicted model, not a curated record. The transcript has a single exon.
AUGAGACCUUGGGGUACCGAUCUUUUGAGGGAGUCGUCAGAUAAGGUGAAAGUGAUUCAGCAGAAACUUCUAGCGGCUCAGAGUAGGCAAAAGGAGUAUGUGAACCGAAAGGUCCGAGAUCUAGCGCUCAUGGUUAGGGAGAAAGUUUUGUUGAAGGUUUCGCCCAUGAAGGGUGUGAUGAGAUUUGGGAAGAAGGGAAAGCAUAGACCUAGGUUUAUUGGUCCAUUUGAGAUCCUUCGUCGUGUAGGAGAGGUAGCUUAUGAGUUGGCAUUACCUCCGGGUUUGUCAGGUGUUCACCCGGUGUUUCAUGUGUCCAUGCUGAAGAAAUAUCAUUCGGAUGGGUCUUAUACCAUUCAGUGGGUUUCGGUUCUAUUUGAUCAGAAUUUGUCUUUUAGGGAGAAGCCGAUGCCAUCUUGGAUAGGGAGGUUCAGAAGUUGA